CUUGGCUGGGGGUAAGCCAGACACCAUGUGUCGCUAAAUUCAAUCUGUUCUGGGGGUCAGGGCUGGCCAGACAGGGGAGGGGUGUCCAAGUUGAGUAGCAACGUGAGCCAGGUGUGGCCCAAGGGCUGCAGGGAACCUUAUGAGUAAGUCUGAGCUCUGCCAAGGCCCUUCUUCUCUCAGCCAUUAGCCCCCCUCCCAGGCAGAUUGUCCCCAAGCCUCUGGUCUGCAUCCGGUCACCUGGCUUCUCUUUUAGUCUUGUGUUCUACCUUGCUUAGCCCUGUGGAAAACACUAUUCUAUUUGACUCUUAAAAGGCUGAGGUACUCUUGGUAGGGUAAGGGCUCUGAUAAGUCCUGCAGCCAAGAAACUGAGUAACUGUUUAAAUCAGCAGGCACAACAGACUUGGCACGACCACAGCAGCUACUUCACAACACAGCCCCAUUGCUUCUCUGAGGCUGGGCCUGGGGAGCAGGUGUGGCAGAAGGAACUCUGGUGGGCACACAAGGUCUAGAGGGGCAGACUCCACUCUGACUAUGUAGUCACUACAUUUGUGGGAACUCCCAGGCCACUUGAGGCUUGUGAGGGGACUAGGAGAUGUUCCUGAAUGUUGCCAUAUAGGAAGCCCAGGGGUAGCUUCCCAGGGAGGAGCACAGAGGGGUUGAGUGUGACUUUGGAGACACCAGCUGUUGUCUGAGGAGCUGGUACUCAGAGGCACUGCCCCUUGGGGAGCCCAGGUUAGAGGUCACCCUGGCUUUGGGUAAAGUGGACCAGGUGAGGACAUUCAGAGGGGAGCCAGCAGUUAACAGAGGGUGGCAGUGAGAAGAGGCCAUGGUGGGGUAGGGCCAGGAGCAAUCUGUGUGCAGGGCCCAAUGUGUCCCUGGGGGAAAUAGGAGCAGAGACUGGCCCUUGCUGUCCCGUGAGCCAAGCACCUCUGCCCUGGGACCUCCGCCUCUCACCUCAAACUCUAGGGCUUGGCCUUGUUGACCCCUAGAGGACAGACAGCCUCAACCAGUUGUCUUGGGCCACAUGUCACAGCAAGGAAACCAAGGCUGGCACAGGUGCAACCUUAACUGGUGGGGAAGGGAGGUGGCUGUCUGUACUUCUUUUGUAAGGCCCUAAUCUCUUUGAUGGGGACCCCCCAUCAAAGAGAGGCCUCUGGUCACCUCCCAGAGGCCCCACCUCCCAAGCCAUCACCUUGAUCCCGUGUGGAUUUUGGGGAAUGCAGACACUCGGUCCACAACAAAUGGACGUUCUUGUACUUGGAGUGUACAUCUUUACCUGAAUUCGAAUCUACCUGGCCAUCCCGUGUGACCAGCCCCCACCAGGCCAUGAUGAAAGGAGGAGCCAAUAAGAAUGUCAGGCAGCUGCAUUCAACGUGACCUUCCGGAGGGCCAAGGGCUACCCCAUCGACCUGUACUACCUGAUGGACCUCUCCUACUCCAUGCUGGACGAUCUCAUCAACGUCAAGAAGCUGGGUGGAGAUCUGCUGCGUGCCCUCAAUGAGAUCACGGAGUCCGGCCGCAUCGGCUUCGGAUCCUUCGUGGACAAGACGGUGCUGCCCUUCGUCAACACGCACCCCGAGAAGCUGAGGAACCCGUGCCCCAACAAGGAGAAGGAGUGCCAGGCCCCGUUCGCCUUCCAGCAUGUGCUGAAGCUGACUGACAACUCCGAUCUGUUUCAGAGGGAGGUGGGGAAGCAGCUGAUUUCUGGGAACCUGGACGCUCCUGAGGGUGGACUGGAUGCCAUGAUGCAAGUCGCUGCUUGCCCGGAGGAGAUUGGCUGGCGUAAUGUCACACGGCUGCUGGUGUUUGCCACGGACGAUGGUUUUCACUUCGCCGGCGAUGGGAAGCUGGGUGCCAUCCUGACCCCCAAUGAUGGCCGCUGCCACCUGGAGGAUAACAUGUACAAGAGCAGCAAUGAAUUUGACUACCCAUCAGUGGGCCAGCUGGCACACAAGCUGGCUGAAAGCAACAUUCAGCCCAUCUUUGCUGUGACCAAGAAGAUGGUGAAAACCUAUGAGAAACUCACCGAGAUCAUCCCCAAGUCGGCCGUGGGGGAGCUGUCUGAGGACUCCAGCAAUGUGGUACAGCUCAUCAAGAACGCCUACAACAAACUGUCCUCCAGAGUCUUCCUGGACCACAGCACCCUCCCAGACACCCUGAAAGUCACCUACGACUCUUUCUGCAGUAAUAGAGUGUCACUCAUGAACCAGCCCAGAGGGGAUUGCGAUGGCGUGCAGAUCAAUGUGCCGAUCACCUUCCAGGUGAAGGUCACAGCCACAGAGUGCAUCCAGGAGCAGUCCUUUGUCAUCCGUGCCCUGGGUUUCACCGACACAGUGACCGUGCAAGUCCUUCCCCAGUGUGAGUGCCAGUGCCGGGAUCAGAAGCAGGACCACAGCCUCUGCAGAGGCAAAGGCUCUGUGGAAUGUGGCAUUUGCAGGUGCGAUGCAGGCUACAUUGGGAAAAACUGUGAGUGCCAGACCCAGGGCCGGAGCAGCCAGGAGCUGGAGGGAAGCUGCAGGAAGGACAACAGCUCCAUUGUGUGCUCGGGGCUGGGGGACUGCAUCUGUGGGCAGUGCGUGUGCCAUGCCAGUGACGUCCCCAACAAGCAGAUCUUUGGGCGCUACUGUGAAUGCGACAAUGUCAACUGUGAGCGCUAUGAUGGCCAAGUCUGCGGUGGCCCACAAAGGGGCAGCUGCUCCUGUGGCCAGUGCUACUGCAUGGAGGGCUACGAGGGCUCGGCCUGCCAGUGCCAGAGGUCCACCACGGGCUGCCUGAACGCACGGCGGGUGGAGUGCAGUGGCCGCGGCCGGUGCCGUUGCAACACAUGCGAGUGUGAGAGUGGCUACCAGCCGCCCCUGUGCGAGGACUGCCCCGGCUGCCCCUCACCCUGCAGCCGGUACAUUUCCUGUGCUGAGUGCCUGAAAUUUGCCAAGGGACCCUUUGAGAAGAACUGCACAGAUGCGUGCAAGAACGUGAGCGCACAGGCCGCACCUGUGAAGGGCAAGUCCUGCAAGGAGCAGGACUCAGAGGGCUGCUGGAUGACCUAUACCCUGCGGCAGCGGGAUGGGAAGGACAGCUAUGACAUCUAUGUGGAGGAGAACCGAGAGUGCGUGCCAGGCCCCAACAUCGGCGCCAUUGUAGGGGGCACUGUGGGGAGUGUCGUGCUGAUUGGCAUCCUCCUGCUGGCCAUCUGGAAGGCCCUGACCCACCUGAGUGAUCUCCGGGAGUACAGGCGCUUCGAGAAGGAGAAGCUCAAGUCACAGUGGAACAAUGAUAAUCCCCUUUUCAAGAGCGCCACUACGACAGUCAUGAACCCUAAGUUUGCUGAAAGCUAGAGCACCUGGUGAAGAGGAGGCCACUAGGUCCAGCUACAUGGAACCCCUCACAACCCACCACUGUGACAGGCUUACAACUCACAAAGAGAAGCCCUCUUGCUCCUAUCAACACAGCAGAGCUGGCUGGGCUUUACACAGAUUCAUCCUCAGGGACAGCCUCCCCUUCUGAUCUGUGCAGUCCUUCCAUGGACCCCAGAAAGGGACUUCCUAAGUCUAGGAAGUCAGAGACCUGUCUUCCAGUACAGGUUAGGAGGGCAGUCUCAUUAAAGGUGGUGCAAAUGUAUUUAUAGUUAAACUUGCCCCGGGUAAAACUACAUCCCGUUGAUUAUACUGUUAACCAGUCAUGUGUUUAGAAAACGUAAUAAAGCUUCCAUACGGGCUGUCCAUAGAGGCUGGUCUCGGCAAUGUCCUCUAGGGUAAGGUGGCUGAACUCCUGGGGCUUCAUCCUGCCUGCUUACCGGUCUUUCACACUUGAGGGUACAGAUCCACUCUGUGCCAUGGGUUGGGCUGCUGUUCUUUUUCCUCCUUUCUCACCCAGUGGUUCAUGCAUACAGAGUCCUCCCAGCCCUCUGUCCCAAGUCCUAAACAACUUUCCACAAAAUGGCAGAAAUGGUCAUCUCCCACCCCAGCUGUCUCCCUGUCAGGUACAGGAGAAGGCAUGGUGGGAGAACACAAGCUAAGAGGUAUUUUAUAAGCAGCUUAUUUCUCAUGGGUUGCUUUUUGGAGUGACCUGGAAAGUCAUCAUUGAUCUGAGUCCCACAGUGGGUGAAUAAGCCCAAGUCAUGUGUGAUUUCUGGAUGCCAUGAUCUCUGAAGGUGAUAACCCAACCCUGUAAAUGGCCACCCAGCACAUGUGCCCAAACCUCAGAGUGGGCAAGGACUGGCCAGGGCCAGUGAGAGCCCCUCAGGGUAGGGAAACUUGGGGUCCCAGUGUAUUCACACUCCUUCGAAACAGAGGUGCUCACUCUCACUCAGAUCCACAUCAAGUGCAUGUGAGAGAGGUGGGGAGACGUGAGUGCAGGGUGUGUAAUUGUGUAUCUGUGUCCUGUGCAGAAAUACAUUUCCAGGUGAUACUUGCCCUUAUUUUUUCUUAAAAAUAGAAUUCUUUAUUAAAAUUCAAAAAAACUUUUG
This is a messenger RNA of Castor canadensis (American beaver), 4465 nucleotides long. NCBI's taxonomy places the organism in Eukaryota, Metazoa, Chordata, Mammalia, Rodentia, Castoridae. The record is from RefSeq and is a predicted model, not a curated record.